AUGGAUACUUCAAAAAAAGAAUUAUAUUAUUUAAUCAUUUUACUAUCAUUUGUAAAAUAUUCUUUAGGAUGUUCUGGUAGUGGUGUUGGGACACAAAAUUAUCAGAAUCCAACAAUAAGUAUGAAAUUUUUUCCCCCAACAUUAUGGACAUAUCCUCCAACUGAUUCAACUACUUUAAUGACAUAUUUCUUAGGACAAGCAUCAUCUCAAUCACAAGCACAAAAUAAUGCAGAAACUGAUUUAACAAGUGCUCUUUCAUUGGCAUUACAGGAUAAUGGUUAUAAUGCAGGAUUAUAUAAAAUAACACCAACAUAUGCAGCUCCAUUAGUAUAUGAUUGUGUUAAAGCUGCAUCAGGAACUCCAACAAAUUUUGAUUGGUAUGAAAUUGAAGGUGAUGUUGUUGCAAAACAUGUCACUGGUUAUACACAAGCUCUUACUGGGACAAAUUGUAUUUCAAAAAAUGUUGGUACAACACCAGUAACAAAAAGUGAUUUUAUUUUAGAUGCAAGAAUAACUAUUGAUGGAUUGAAUGUAAAUUCAAUACAAAUGACGCAAAUUUUGAAUGCAUUUAUGGCUCAACUUUCAUUUGGAAGAGUUAUCAAUUCAUGUACUGUUGGUGAUAUAGAUUUAACAUCUACCCCUAGAGCAAUUAAUUCUAAAGGAAAAAGGACAAUGACUAUAACAAUUAAAGGAUCACCACCAGUUGAAUGGACAUAUUUUCAAGAAAAUAUUAAUAGAGCAUAUCCAGGACAAUUUCAUAUUGCUGAAGUUUCAAAAUAUAUUAUUGAAGAGGAUCUUAAAAAUGCAUUAAUUUAUGGAAUGUUAUCAUGGGGUGUUAAUCCAAAUUAUCAUACAUUAACAACAACAAAUAUUGCAACAUUUGCUUAUCGAUGUGAUAGAAGAGGUGAUAUUGGAGUUGGUUCUUCAAAUAUAAUGGGAGAAAUUGAAAAUGGUUUUAUAACUAAAAAACUUACAAUUGCAAGUUCUAUUACAACUGAAGAUUGUGUAAAAAAUAAAUACAAUUCUGGAAAAUCUGGUACAACACAACCAUUAAUUGUUGAAAAUUCAAUUAGUGCUAGUUCAAUUAAUCUAAGAAAAGAGGAUGCUCAAAAAAUUGUUGAAUUUUUUAUAGAUUAUAUGACAGAAAUGAAAAAAUUACACCCUGAAGCAGAAGUAUCUUACACAAUUAAUUAA
Messenger RNA from Strongyloides ratti, 1194 nucleotides. RefSeq lists its product as hypothetical. The coding region runs from base 1 to 1194 and encodes 397 amino acids. The transcript has 2 exons. The record is from RefSeq and is a predicted model, not a curated record. NCBI's taxonomy places the organism in Eukaryota, Metazoa, Nematoda, Chromadorea, Rhabditida, Strongyloididae.